Messenger RNA from Balearica regulorum gibbericeps (East African grey crowned-crane), 2049 nucleotides. Lineage: Eukaryota; Metazoa; Chordata; Aves; Gruiformes; Gruidae. The record is from RefSeq and is a predicted model, not a curated record.
GGAGAUGACAGCCUGUCUGUGAUUACCUGUGAAUCAGAUACAGAAAUGAAGUUAAAGAAGAAAAUAUUUCACAAGCCUCCAAAGUCACCAAAGUCUCCAUACAGCUCUAGCACACAACUGUAUCCUAAAAAAGCUGCAGUUUGGCGAUCGCUGCAGGGAACAGGCAGUGCACGUCUUGAGAGUGCGGCUGUAAAAAAUCCAAGACACAUGUGGCUGGGAUCACUGAAACAAGGAAUGAGUCAUUCUCUGAAAUCAGAUGCUGACAUGGGGCAUAUACGAACUAACAUUUCUAGUAGCACUCCAGAAUAUUUGAAGGAAGCUCUAGGAAUGAAGAAGCCAAAACAUUCUCGUUCUUCUAGUAAUGGUUACAUUCCUGGAACUCCUGACUACAAAGAAAAAGAAGAUAUGUAUGAUGAAAUUAUAGAGCUGAAAAAGACAAUACAAGCUCAGAAAAACGAGGGAGACAGAAUGAAAACUAAGCUCCGUCGACUAGAAGAAGAGAACAAUAGAAAGAAUAAACAGAUUGAACAACUGUUGGAUCCUUCCAGGGGCUCUGAGCUGGCACGAGCUUUGUCAGAAAAGAAGACUGAUAAUGGAUGGGUGGUUAGUGGAUUAAAGCAGAAGAUUUUCAAGCUAGAACAACAGUGCAAGGAGAAAGACAACGCUAUUAACAAAUUCCAGGCAGACAUGAAGACCACUAAUUUGGAAGAAAUGAGAAUAGCUAUGGAAACUUACUAUGAAGAGGUUCAUCGUCUCCAACUCCUCCUGGCAAAAUCUGAGACUAUGAGGAAAAAUAUAGAGGGCAGAGAUACCCAAAAACGGCUAAAGGCACUGAAUGCUGCUGUCCUGAGAUUAUCCAGGAACAUCAAGGAAUUGCAGGAUGAGAAUCAAAGGCUGAAAGAAGAUCUCGAUCAUGUACUGAGUAGUUCUGCUCCUUCCAGUAAAACAAAAAAUUAUAGUGAAUGGAGCAGACAGAGGCUGGUGAGGCGGAUUUCGGAACUAGAAGAAAAAGUAUGUGCCAUGGAGAACACCAGGGUGUCAUCAGCAGAUAGUGAGUCAUCACAGUUACUAGCUGUGUCAUCUUCGCCUUCUGUAGACCCGAAUCACCCAGCCUCUCAACAGGUAGACCAUGGUGAGGAAUGUCGUCGCCUCCAACGGCUAGUGAUGAAACUGAAGAGUGAUAGGAAGGCACUUCAAAAUCUCCUACUCAAUAAAGAAUUAGAUAUCAAGCAGUUACUGCAGGCUAAGGCUGAAGCGGAGCUGGAGUUGCAGAAGUGGCAGAAUAAGAUGGAAGAAAAGAGUACGGAAGAUCAGACUUUAAGUGAGGAAAUCCAGAACCUGACAUGGAAAGUAGGGAAAUUGGAGUCCAAAAUGGAGGAAGAGAAGAGACAAAUGGUGAAAGAUACAAUGGAAAAGCUUAAUAAGUCUUCACCAGUCUGCAUGGUUAAAGGCAAAGAAGAUCACAGGAAGGAACAAGCAGCCAAAAUCAUCCAGAGACACUGGAAGAUGUACCGAAACAAGAAGGAAGAAAUUGCUCUGGAUAAGGCAGUCGUUAUGCUUCAGGCAGCUUUCAGAGGACAUCUAGCUCGACAGAAACUGUUACUGAGUAACAGGAUGCAUGAUGCAAAAUCUCACAACAAGGUAAUUGUUGGGGCAAAUGGCUCCUGCAUGUCUCCUGUGUCAAACUCCUUGAGCUUGUCUUCCGAUUGUGAGAAGAAAGACGAGAUUGUGACUUUCAUCCAGUCCAUUUUCAGGGCUCACUUAGCACGUACAGUACUGCUUGAGGAGAAACCCUCUGUGUCCAGUGCACCAAGUGAGAAAGCAGAUCCUGCAGUUUACAUUACAGGGAAGAAACCGGUCUCAGCCGCCCUCCAGAGACCUCCUUCAAUCUUCAUGUCAUCUCUUCCUGUGAUUUUAGUUAUGUCCUCUGAAAAGCAAUCACAGCCUACUCCCUCUCUGUCUGUGGAUGAAGCUCACUCAGACGAUUCCGAUGAUAUUGUCAUUGUCUCGCCAUUGUUGCAGACGAAGAAAAACUACACCCACUUUUAA